UUCGUAAUUGUAGGAUUAUUAGUAAUCGGCGUCGACCAAUCAGAAGCAGCUUAUAAGUUACGAGUGAAGCUAGAGGCUGAAGCUGAAACGACCGGAUCUCGUGAGGAAGAAGGAAGAUCCGUGGCGUUCCCGUUUUUUCGCGAUAUUUUAUCCGAUUUUGAUUGAAAAUAUCGAAUUCGGUCGCGUCGCAGUUAUCAUUAAUCAGCGAGCAAUCUGAUUUUCGUCGAUAUAAUGAAGCAUUAAGCCAAUUUAAUCCAUAAGUUCCGUGUCAAUCUCGUGAAAUGGAGUCGCGUAUCAUCUUUUUCGAUCGAGAUUACUUCAAUACAGAGAUAUCGCAGGGCGGUGCUCUGCUCGGGAUCGGAACGUUCCUCGACGACGGUGUCCAGCUCCAGAGAUGGGAAACUUCGAGAACCUCGAUCGCUUUUCAAAGAUACGGUACGUGCCGGACGGUCGACACCAGCUGCAGGACAACGUCAGCGAUACGUAGCAUUGCUGAUAAGCUGCGCGCGAGUUUGCGAGAUUCUCGAGUGCCGAACGAACGUUGCUUUAUGCAAUUAUAGCUUGCGCAUCGUUUUUUCUCACUGUGCAAUAUACGCGAAAUACGCGUGUGAUUCACGCGUGUCGGGAGUGCCGUAUUAAGUGCCGCGCGUCGGGAGUGCCGUGUAAAGUGUCGGGCGAUCGUAAUUUUUCGUGUUUUCGCGAGUGUCGUGAGUGCUGCGAAAGACCACGAGAGGAGGAGAAAAUCCCUGGAGGCAUCGGGCAACAUCGGGGCAACUGUAAGAUCAGUGCUGUAUAUACUACAACUCUGAUAUUACAUCGUAUCGAUGAGGAACACAAGUUCUGCAGUCUGAGAGGAUGUGGAAGUCCUGGAGACAUCGAACCACAGAGGAGCAGUAAGAUGGGCUCGUUUGGGAUCGGAACGGUAGCGAUUACAACAGCGAGCCUGAUAUUCACGGUGCUGUUGGCAAGCGGCGAUGCUGCGUUGGCCAGGACGGCGUUCGAAAAACUCACCGAUUACGAUUAUCGCGGCACCACCUAUUACAGCGUGAGGAAUCUCUCGUUGUACGAGUGCCAGGGAUGGUGCAGGGAAGAGGCCGAGUGUCAAGCAGCCGCGUUCUCGUUCGUCGUGAAUCCGUUGGCGCCGAUGCAGGACACUCUUUGCCAACUGCAAAAUGAAACGGCCGCCACGAAUCCGGCCGCGCAGCCCCAAAGAGCCGCCAACAUGUAUUACAUGACGAAACUGCAGAUAAGAUCCGAAAACGUUUGUUUGCGACCAUGGGCCUUCGAACGCAUUCCAAAUAAAAUGAUUCGCGGAUUGGACAACGCAUUAAUUUACACGUCCACGAAGGAGGCUUGUCUCGCUGCUUGCUUAAACGAGCAUCGCUUCACCUGUCGUUCCGUAGAAUAUAAUUACGUGACGCUUCAGUGUCAUUUGAGCGAUUCGGAUCGUCGAACGACAGGUCAAUACGUUCAAUUCGUAGACGCCCAAGGAGUAGAUUACUUUGAGAAUUUAUGUCUGAAAGGAAAAGAGGCUUGCAAAUAUCAAAGGAUUUUCCAAAUGCCAAGAAUCGGCGUAGCGGAUGACAAAGUUGCACAAUACGCAGGUCUACAUUAUUACACCGACAAGGAGCUGCAGGUUCAGAGCGAAUCCGCAUGCAGAUUAGCCUGCGAAAUCGAAAACGAGUUUCUUUGUAGAUCCUUUCUCUAUCGUGGCGCUCCUCAAGGGUCGGCUUAUAACUGUCAACUCUUUCAUCUGGAUCAUUGGACUCUUCCGGAUGGACCUUCUACGUAUCUUAAUGCAGAAAGACCCUUGAUCGAUAAUGGGGAACGAGUUGGCACUUACUUUGAAAAUUUCUGCGAAAAGGGCACUGGACCAUUAGCAGAUCCGCUACCGGUAGUUUUCGAGACCACAGAAGAUCCUACGCUAAACAAUCUCACUAGAAACGAUAUUAAUUGUGAUAAGACCGGCACUUGUUACGAUGUAUCGGUUGACUGUAAAGACACUCGUAUCGCCGUCCAAGUUCGUACGAAUAAACCCUUCAACGGACGUAUUUACGCCCUUGGACGAUCCGAAACUUGCAAUAUUGAUGUUAUCAAUAGCGAUCUCUUUAGGUUGGAUCUCACAAUGAGUGGGCAAGACUGCAAUACUCAGAGCGUGCGUGACGGUUUUCAGACUGGGAUUUAUUCAAACACGGUUGUACUGCAACAUCAUUCCGUGGUAAUGACAAAAGCUGACAAGAUCUACAAAGUUAAAUGCACAUACGACAUGUCCUCGAAGAAUAUAACAUUCGGCAUGAUGCCGAUCAGAGAUCCGGAAAUGAUCAGUAUCACUAGCGCACCGGAAGCACCUCCACCGAGAAUUCGCAUUCUUGAUAGUCGAUCGCGGGAAGUUGAAACUGUACGCAUUGGCGACAAAUUGACAUUCAGAAUCGAAAUCCCGGAAGACACACCAUACGGUAUUUUCGCUCGAAGUUGUGUAGCUAUGGCGAAAGAUUCGAAAAGCACGUUCCAAAUUAUCGACGAUGAAGGGUGUCCGGUCGAUCCUUCCAUCUUCCCCAGUUUCACUCCCGACGGUAACGCUUUGCAAUCUAUAUACGAAGCUUUCAGAUUCACCGAAUCGUACGGCGUGAUUUUCCAAUGUAACGUAAAAUACUGUCUGGGACCCUGCGAACCGGCUGUUUGCGAGUGGGGACGCGAAUCUGUAGAAUCGUGGGGCAAGAGACGUAGAAGAAGUCUUGCGAAUUCGACAGAGGAGAAAGGUGAAGAUAUGACUCUAUCCCAAGAGAUCUUAGUGCUUGAUUUUGGCGAUGAAAAGCAAUCCGAUUUUCUUAAGAGCGAUGCCAGCAUAGACUUCAAUGGAGCAGACAAAACGGUAACCAUCGUGGAGCCAUGUCCAACAAAAACCUCGGUGCUGGCACUCGGGGUAACGUGUGCUCUUCUGGUGCUCAUCUAUAUCUCCACGAUCUUCUGUUACUACAUGAAGAAGUGGCUGACACCUCGUAAAAUGAUGCCUUAAAGGAUUGAAAGAGGGUUCAUCUCCGCAGAGCGCAUUCGCAAAAAUAGACGAAGAGAACGAUAAUGAACAGAGUGCGAGAGUUCACACAUACAUUCACACGUAUACACAGGCAUAUUCAUAUCGUAAGUUAUCAAACAAUUCAUACUUAGCAAUACUCUCAUUUAUUCGCCCUCUCAUUCCUAUAUUAUAUAUAUAUAUAUGUUCAUUUUCAUUAUAUUCGCAACGGGUAAAGAGCAUGCGUAUAUAAUAAGAGAUAAAAGAUUUUUAUUUUUAUUAUUCAAAGGGGGCACAAUCUCGUAUAUCAUGCGCAUCUGAAUUAUACGUAUGAUCCAUUUAACAUUUUAUGCAAUGUAUCAUUAAUGACGAUCGCAGGAAUUAAUUGCGCAAUGCAAUUAAUUACGCGACAUCGAUUAUUAUUGUACUGAUGCAUAAUAUUUAAAAGAAUAGUUCUAUGCUCGUUAAUAUAGAUCGAUAUUUUCGAGACAGCUAUUCGACAGACAUUAAUAAUACUAUACAUAAAUCGUGUUUCAUGUGCGAAAAUAAGUUUACAUACACAUUAAAACUACUGUGACUGAAUGCGACGAAGAUUACACGGAUCUCUUGUACCAUAUAUAUGUUGAAAGGAAACACCUACACAUAUUCGAGGUCUAUAACGAGGAGAAUGACUCGACAUUUCUUGACCGAAGUAAUAUUUAGCAACGAACAGCUCAUGAAUAUCGCAAUUUUCAUUAAGAUUUGCGUCUUUUUUACGAUGGUCACAGAUUAUAUAACUAAUACGCGUCAAUUAUAACAAAGCAACAUUUACAUUUUCAUUGAAUGCUAAACAUAUUAGAGAUGUCUGCAAGACUUUAAUAUAUACAACCACUUUGUGGCCGCGUGUACUUAACAACUUUAUAUAUUCUGACUCGUCAGAUUGUACCGGGAUAUCAUUGACAAAGCAAUCGGGAUUGAAUUUUGCUGACACGAUUUAUCUUUAACGUAAGCAUAAGAAAAAGAGCGUUGCUACAUGAGCGACUGUGAUUGAAAUUUGAACGAUGGUUUGCGCAUGUCGGAAAUUUGUUUGUGUAAAGUUGGCGACCGACUCGACUCUUUUGCACACAUAGAUACAUAUACAUACAUACAUACAUGCAUACGUACGUACACAUAUACCGAGCAUAUUUCGCGAAGUUUACUCGCGACUACGAUCAUCUUGAAAAUGCAAUAAGUAAAUCUUAUUUAAGAAUAUUCUUAGAAACAAGCUAACUGUUCUCUAGUAGCUACUUCUGAUCGGGUUGCAAAGAGAACAGAAACGAGCGGACGAAUUUAUUUUUUUCGUAUUGCUCGAAGCGCAAAAUUUCUCUGAUACUUUCUGAAGAGUUGAGAGAUGUGGCUCUAAUUGACUGUUUUUCAGUCAAUGGAGAUCGAUUUGUAACCCGCAUCAAGACUAGCGGUAUUUAAAGGUUCACGCUUCACUAACGUCUUUAAUGAUACAAGUAGCAUUAAGAUAGCAAUUAAGCAUGUAAGCAUAGACAAAAGAAGGAAAAGAGAAUGGAUGAGAAGAUACUUUCUCUGAUUUAGCGGAUUCUCGAAGCGAUUCGUAUUUUGUUCGUUACCUAUUAUGAAUAAAUUUUUCAUAGAGGAAAAAAUAAA
This is a messenger RNA of Nylanderia fulva, 4645 nucleotides long. It is a transcript of the gene tyn, whose product is annotated as trynity. Gene Ontology annotation, biological process: anatomical structure morphogenesis. The record is from RefSeq and is a predicted model, not a curated record. Lineage: Eukaryota; Metazoa; Arthropoda; Insecta; Hymenoptera; Formicidae.